Messenger RNA from Frankliniella occidentalis (western flower thrips), 5782 nucleotides. RefSeq names its product tolloid-like protein 2. The record is from RefSeq and is a predicted model, not a curated record. Gene Ontology annotation, molecular function: protein binding. The coding region runs from base 445 to 3030 and encodes 861 amino acids. Gene Ontology annotation, cellular component: plasma membrane. NCBI's taxonomy places the organism in Eukaryota, Metazoa, Arthropoda, Insecta, Thysanoptera, Thripidae. The transcript is spliced from 15 exons.
UCGAGAGCAGCAGAACGUCGCUGGCGCCUGGCGACGGCAGGCAGGCGAGGGGAGGCGCAGGCGACCGCUCGCUCUGGGGGCUUGCUGGGCGAGGCAGGCGGGGCCGCCACCCGGGGAGUGCGCGCGCGCGCGCGCGAGAGGGGUGUGCUCCAUGGCGGCGCGGGCGUGACGACGGCCGCGUGACGGCCGCGUGUGACGAGUGCGCGUGACGGGCGCGUGACGCGAGUGAGCUCAAAGGAUAUAACCGCGCCAUGGCGCCGCGAGACGCUGGACGAAGAGGCAGAGCGACGGUGGCGGGCGCGGGCUGGGGGGAACGGUGACCGCGGCUCCCGCAUGCUGCCCCCCGGGCCCCCCGGGCGCACUGGAUCCGCCCCUGACUGUGGUGCCUGCGGUACUGCGAGGGGGCUCCAUGGCUCUGUCAGGACGACCUCAUGAGGAGUCACUAUGGUCCAGGCCUCCGGCGUACCGGCCGGUCUGGUAGUGCUCGUGUGCCUGCUCGCCUCCGCGGUCCUGGCAUCGUCGGAGUGUGACCGCACCUUCUCCAGCCGCCCGGGCGGGCCCAUGAAUGGCACCUUCACCGCGCCCGUGUUCUCCAACCCCGACCAGCACGCGCGCCAGUGCAUCUACGUGUUCCAGGCGCAGCCCCGCCAGCGCGUCGAGCUGGCCUUUAGCCUCUUCAACCUACGGGGCACGCCGCCAGAGUGCAUCCACGAGUACCUGGACGUGUACUCGGAGGUGCAGAGCCCCGACCCCCGCAACCUCAUCAACUCGGCGUUCGGCGGGCGAUACUGCGGGCCCAUCCCCCCGCGCAAGCGGGUCUCCUUCCACCGCACCAUCGCGCUGGGCUUCUACACCGACAAGGCCAACUCGACGGCGGAGCUGUUCCAGGGCCGCUACACCUUCAUCAACGACUCCGUGUUUGAGGUGGGCACGCCCACACCUCACGCGCCCUGCAGCUACACGGUGAGGGCCGGCACCUCUCGCAACGGGACCCUGGUCUCGCCCACCUACCCGGGCGCCUACCCCAAGGACCUCUUCUGCUCCUACACCUUCCUGGGGCUGGAGGGCCAGCGCGUGCGGCUCGAGUUCCGCGACUUUGACCUCUUCUACGGCGGCCCCCACUGCCCGUUUGACGUGGUGAAGGUGUACGACGGGCCCACCAACGAGUCGGCCGUGAUCGGGACGUACUGCGGCCAGCAGCGCAACCUCGUGCUGUACUCGAGCGAGACGUCGCUCUACGUCACGUUCAGCACGCUGCAGCGGGCGGCCAACACGCAGAACAGGGGCUUCAAGGGCAUGUACGAGUUCAGCGAGGGCUUCGUCAAGCUAGAUUUCAUUGCUACUAACGACGGCGAACACAUCAGGGGAUCUGAGUGCGAUCAAAAGAUACUCAGCAAAAAAGAGUCGUCUGGCUUUGUGUUCAGUCCCAAUUACCCGUUCCCGUACAUGCCCAAGAUCGUUUGCCGGUACUUCAUCUACGGGAUGCAAGACUCGCAGAACCUGGAAAGAGUUCGGCUUGACUUCAUGAUGUUUGAGAUCACCAACAAGAACGAGAGCUGCGCCGACGGCUACCUCAAGAUCUACCUCAAGGGCCAGGAGGCAAUGGACGCGUACGACAAGUUCGACCACGAGCUGUGCGGCGACGGCGAGAAGACCAACUUCACGGUGGGCACGGGGAGCAUCACGGUCCCGCUGGCGGCGGCCUCGCUCACCUCGGACGGGCCGCGCCUCGUCAUGGUGUUCAGCAGCGGCGAGAUGCAGGGCCGCGGCUUCAAGGCCAAGUACACCUUCGAGACGGAGUACCGCAUCCCGGGGACGGCCGCACCCGACGGCACCUGCACCUUCACGUACCGGAGCUCGGGCAAGAAGAAGGGCGACUUCAACUCGCCGCGGUACCCGUCCAACUACCCGGCCGCCACCAACUGCUCGUACCUGUUCCUGCCCACGCCCAACGAGCAGGUGACGGUCGUCUUCGACCACUUCAAGGUCCGCGCCGACUCGGGCAACUCCACGUCGGGCGCGUACGGCUCGGACAUCUGCCACGAGGACUGGCUGGAGAUGUACAACAUGUACCAGGACGGGUCCGAGACGCUCAUCGGCAGGUACUGCAGCACCACGGCCCCGGGCCCCAUCGACUCCAACCGGGGCGCCGUCGGGCUGCGCGUGUUCCUGCACUCCGACAACGAGGCCGUGUUCAGCGGUUUCAAGGCGCACUACUCGUUUGAGCCCGUUAAGCCGAUAUACGGCUCGUGCGGAGGCAACAUCAGCAAGCCGUUCGGGGUGAUCCAGAGUCCAAACUACCCGUCCAACUACGACGGCCCCAAGGACAGCAAUGCCAGCAAGGUGUGCAACUGGUACCUCAGCGUGCGGCCGAGGCACAAGAUCCUGCUCAACUUCGAGUCGUUCGCCGUGGAGGGCGAGCCGUCGGCGAGAGGCUGCCCCGCCGCCGUGGUCCGGCUGUGGCUCUCCCCGGACUCGAUGCCCACCGAGCUGUGCGGCGAGAAGAGCGCCACGGACAAGUGGCAGUACGUCUCGGAGGGGCCGCUCCUCAGAAUCAGCUUCGUGAUCGCGGACAAGAGCGUCGGUGCGCAAGGGUUCCGGGGCGUGUUCACGGAGAUCGCCGAGGCGGAGGCGUGCCAGCAGUUCACGUGCGAGCGCAGCGGCUACUGCAUCGCGGACAACCUCCGCUGCAACCAGGAGCGCAACUGCGGUGCGGACGACGACUCGGACGAGCUCAACUGCCUGGUGGAGGCGCCCGUCGUGGACACGGUGCUGGUGCUGGUGGGCUGCGCGACGGGCGCGCUGCUGCUCGUGGCCGCCUUCUGCGGCUGGUGCCACCACCGCAAGCGGCGCCGGCGCCGGCGCCAGAUGGCGCGCCUCCGACAGCGGCGCCACUUCCCGGACAGCGUCGCGGGCAUCGGCCACGGCGGCAGCCUGACGCGCAGCCUGCCCCGCAGCCUGCCCGGGUCGCGGCGGCAGCACUCCUGCGACGAGCUCGGCCACCGCUUCGCCUCCGUCGACAGCGUCUGACGGUUAAGUCCCCCCCUGCCUCCGCCGCCGCCGGCGCCGCCACCCCUGCCGCCCGGCCUGCGGUAGAUGUGCGUCCCCGCCUGGGCGCGCCCGGACCCCCGGUUCACGACCACCGCCCUGUAAGCAGGCGGCCCCAUGUAGGUCCGGGUCGCGACCAGUGCCUUUGACGCGGGGAACGAUCACACGGAGGAGGGGGAGGAGGAGGCUGGCCGUACAGGCGCGGCCUCAAGGUGCGGCCCUUUAGGCGUGGCCGCCAGGCGUUGCCUCCGGGCGUGGCCUCCAGGCGCGACCUACAGGCGUCGGCCUACAGGCACGACCUCCAGGCGCGGCCUCCAGGCGCUGCCUCCAAGGGGGACUCCCACAGGUGCGCCACUUGCCACGUGCGGCCCCGCCCCUGGUCAAAGGGGGGUGGGUCCUUUGAUGAACGAGCACCAAGUCUUCCGAGAAGCCUGUUGCCUAUAUCACUCACUUGCAUUGCUCAAUCGUUCUUGCGGCGUUGAAUGCCGACCAGGAAGGAAAAAAAUGUUAUAAUAUACAUUAUGUUAUAGAAGUGUUUUAUAGUUGAUAUUUUACCGCCCCUGGGGCGGCUAGUGCCAAGUUAUGGCAUGUGUAGUUCUAAAAUCUAUUGUAUUGUUUCAAUUGAUGUCAGUAUGAUAUACUAUCAACCUAAUUAUCCACGAGCAGUAGAAGGGUGCAAAGAACCGAGAACGAAACGACAACUAUUGUUGCUUCUUUCCAAGUUAAAGAGCGUUCAAAACACCCAGCCGAGUUUUAGAUUUCAUACUCAGAUUCAGUAGAUUUUCAUGGCGGCCAAUUCAGUACUGGACGAUGUUAUUUAAUGUCAAUGUGAAUGCAGUUUAAUGGAUGCGUUGUGAAGUUUGAGGCCAACCCCAUGGAAUUUCUCUUCUCUUUGUCUUUCUUUUUUUUCCUAAGCCAGUGAACCUGGACACUGCCCAAUGCCCUUCCCUGCCCCACCAUAGAAGCCUCCAGAAGCGUUUUAGACAAUAUUCUCAUUCGGGUCAACAGUCAACUAUUGUUUGAACUCUAAGUCUUCCGCGGGUUUUUGUUUCUUUGUUCCACUUGUUCAAAUAUGUUCGCACAAAGGCUUUUACCAUUAUUAUUGACUGAAACGCCGGUGGAUCGCAUUGAUAUUAUAAUAAUAUAUAUUAUAUAUUGAUAUAAUUAUAUAAGUGUUUAUGCAUUGUUGGUUUACUACUUAGAAAUCAAACAGAAUCUUUUUAUAUAGGAUGACGCCAAUACUGAAGUGUUUCAUGCCGAAGGGCGUGAUGGAGCAAAAGAUUAUACCAAACUAAUACAUUAUUUCAUUGUUAUCUUGUUUGCUUUGUUCGUGCGAAAAUAGAGACUAAAGGAGAACGCCAAAAAAUAAUAAAAAAAGGUCCACAACCUGGGCUCAGCGAAUCAAUGGAGGACGUUCAUUGUUUUCAGCCAAUCGUUGCCUUUUAUGCUAUUUUGAGUGGGAAUUAUUAUGUUUUUAGAGAAGGUAUGAGACAAAUGAAGGGCGUGGCCGGCAUGCAGCGCGACCCUUCUGCUUCCGGCCGGCACGGAGGACGGCUCGAGGCUAACUCAUGUCCUGAGUAGAUAAGUGCUAUUUUAUUACUUGUAUUGAACCGUUAUUUACUGCAAUGCCAAAACAUUGACAAUUGAAUUGAAUGGUCGCCCGACCCUAUGUAGCAUUGGAACUAUCGGAUGGUCCAAACUCUUAUUUAUUCUUGUGCCCGGUACGAAAUGAGUGUCGAAAUCGAAAUCGUGCCGAAAGUAAUAUCGAAUAACAUUUGAACGUUUCGAUGUCGGGACGAAUAACGGAAUCGUUUCGACAAUCAUUUCUCAGCGUGGUUAUCUUACCUAAACUGUCAGAGCGCGUAUGUAUUUCUGCUUCAAGUUAAACAUAACGAUUUAAACUUUGACUGCCAGACCUUCGAUGGCAAUAAAUGGCAAGUGAUCAGCACAAAGCAAUCAAUUAAAAUAUAAACCAUUUCUAAUCUAUGAUGCUCUAAAUUUUGAUCCUGAUUUUGCGUUAAAACGUAUUUUACCAAGUUGCUCAGGCAGCGCGAGUAUCCAGUGAGGACAUAAGAACAUCGAACUUCUUUUCGAUCAACAUUUAGUCCCUUCGACUUACGCCGAAAUUUUUCUACCUGACAUCGAAUGGGAUUUAUUAUUUUCAUGGAAUUCGGAAUCUGCCAUUGACACUUCCUAUAUUUUUUCUUUGAGUCUGUCUGGACUUUAUAUCGACAAUGUUAUGGGUUUAGGGAUCAUUGUAUUGUCUGAUCUAUGUCUCUUCUCCCACAAGCAUCUUUGCUUGUGUUUUUCGCCACCUGAAGCAAUUGAUCAUUAGUAAUAAUUUAAUAUAAAAUAUUUGAUAUUAUCUGUUCUAAUGUGUGUCUUUGUGCGCAAAUCAUUGAAUGUUGUGUUGUUUCCCUCCACCCUGCUGUGGAGGUUUUCAUUUUCCCCAUCUGCGUGAGCCCGUCAGCUGCUUUUGGUAUCUAGAAGUGUUGUGUAUUCUAUUUUUCCUCAUAAAUGUAAUAUUUUUUUUCUCCCGUUUUGAUUGUUUGGCGCCUCUUUUUUUCGCCAAAGUCGAUGGCUUGAACUAUACAAAAGUACAAAAGUACGAAGAACUACUAACUACAAAGUACAAAGGUACCGACGGGCGGCGCAAUACUAAUAAUUACUGUACUGAUGCUCACGCUGCGAUGAUGUAGUAAAGUAAGGACAAGAAAUGAUAUUACCUACCAAA